Messenger RNA from Lutzomyia longipalpis, 2044 nucleotides. RefSeq lists its product as uncharacterized. NCBI's taxonomy places the organism in Eukaryota, Metazoa, Arthropoda, Insecta, Diptera, Psychodidae. The record is from RefSeq and is a predicted model, not a curated record. The transcript has 3 exons. Bases 348 to 890 code for a protein of 180 amino acids.
GGUGCUUGCUGAGACCAACUUCAGUCACUCUGUGAAUUGCCGAUGAUCCACAAGACAAGUGCGUUUCCGUGAGCACAAAAGCUCUCAGUACUGAAAAACAAUCGCGAUUAUCAAGUGGUGUGUGAUCCAUCGUGUUGCUAAUUGAGAUCAUUUUUCAUCUCAAGAAACACAGUGCUGAAGAAAGUGAGAAAAAAGUUACCAAGUGGAAGACGAACCAAAGAGUGCAAUCUACGUGACAAAUAUCAGAGUCAUUUGGAAGAGUGCUUUCAUUUAUUUUCCCCAUCAAGUAUAGCUAAAUGAUUAGCCAUUUCUUUCGAGUGUGAGAGUGUCACAAUAAAUCCUCCAUUAUGAAUCUCAAUAAGGUGUUGUCGUCAUGUGUGGUGCUACUUUUUGUGAUCAUCCUGGCAAUGGAUAUGCCAGAUUAUGCUGUGGCUCAAGCUGAGCAACCCCUAUUUGAGUUACCUGUCCAAUUGGUUGGCUUUCCCGUCAUCAUAAUGGCUGUGCGACUAACAAAUUUCGUAAAGAAGCUCGCAUAUUCUCUUAAUCCACAAACAUAUCAGUCUCGCACUCGCCGCUCCAUUGAACACGCGACAAAUGCUUAUGCAACCGUUGCCAUUGAUGCUACUGUUGCAGAGAAGAGGAUCCUGUCGGAGUUUGGACCAAAAGCUUGUGUCCUCGAGGAACCCUGCCGGAUACACGCGUGGAAGUCAAUCCCAGGAGAACAGCCCGACUGGAAUGAUAUCUUGAGUAAUUACAAAAUUCACACAGUUGGAAUGCGUCAAUGGUAUCUGCUCUCAGUCUUUCUUGGAGACGUCAUUAGAAGUCCCAAUCUCUGCAAGCAACUCGCAAAACGAUUGGAUUGCCACCGAGAAAAUCGAGAGCUUGCGUGAGCCUAGUCACUCUGCUUGAAAAUCAUUUCCAAUUUAGUUGUACUGUUUUCUGCCCAAAAAAAAAGUCUUUUUAUAUUGUGCAAAAGACUUUUUUCUCGACCUCUGAGUAAACAUUGUGAUUGUGAGUAUUUCGAAACUAUGUCUCGUUUGGAUUUCUUAAGCAAUACGCGGUGGGAGCUUUUGGAUUAAAAGCUCACACCACACCUGCUUUACGCCUGCAAGUUCUUCGAUUGGUGUUACACUCUCACUUUCCGCUAGAUGUUGCUAUUGAAUUUUACGCGCUGAAAAAACAAACAGGUGAACCCGCGACGAGUUUCUUUUGCGGCAAUUUUCAUGUGGUGCAGCACUCUAUGUACAAUUGCGGCUCUUUCGCAACUUUGCCGGGAUUUCUGGUUUUUCGAGAAGAAUCAUGUGAAAAAAAAAUGCAAUUUCAAAUUUCCACCUCACAGUUGUAAGAUCACACGUAUGGGUUAUUCCAAGUUGAUUGAUUAGCACAUUUUCCCUAUGAUCAGUUAUUUUGAUCACACGCGCGAAAUGUUGCACAAUUUUGCCAUGAUCGGACGUUGUGAAGAAAAGUGAAAUUUCGGUUAUUCAGAGUGACGUCACACGGGUUAACAUCCUGUAUGAGGGCGUCUAAAUAAAUUGUCUUGUUUGUUGUGGUCAAUCAGCGAUUCGAAAGAGAAGAAAGUGAUCUCUCACCGUGUGGGCGAUCAUUUUGCAAACAACUAAAACAUGGUCACACAAUACGUUCAUCAGCAUUUAACAUUUCAAAAGUGUGACGAAACUAGGUCCACUUAGUUGCCAAAAUAUCUUGACCUAUGCAGAAAUUGCAUUAAUGAUAAAAAUUUGUUUAAGUAGGUUGUCGAUGGUUAGAGAUAUGAAGCCAUAUUAUAUCAUUUUGCGCCUCUCUGUAAACAUAAACAACGUGAAUACAAUGGGGAGGUGAAAAAUAUCCCACAGUCAAACACCUUGAUAUAUACUUUCACAAAAACACAUAGCAAAAAUUUUAACUGGUGGAAUGGUCCAAAUUAUGCAUGUGUGUUUGUCUGAGGAAAGUUCUUCAAUGAAGCCCACAGAGUGGCCUCCCCACUAGUUUCUUCUCCAUUUUUCCUAUACCUGAGUGAGACUUUUGCCCACAAAAUCGCGAACCCAAC